Messenger RNA from Gracilinanus agilis (Agile Gracile Mouse Opossum), 987 nucleotides. It is a transcript of the gene PSRC1, whose product is annotated as proline and serine rich coiled-coil 1. The coding region runs from base 1 to 987 and encodes 328 amino acids. Gene Ontology annotation, cellular component: microtubule cytoskeleton; spindle pole; spindle microtubule. The transcript is spliced from 6 exons. The record is from RefSeq and is a predicted model, not a curated record. Gene Ontology annotation, molecular function: microtubule binding. Gene Ontology annotation, biological process: mitotic metaphase chromosome alignment. NCBI's taxonomy places the organism in Eukaryota, Metazoa, Chordata, Mammalia, Didelphimorphia, Didelphidae.
AUGGAGAAUCUGGAGGAAGACAUAAAGUUUAUUGUGGACGAGACAUUUGAUUUUAGUGUGCCAUCACCUUCCGACAGCCGGGAGGAGGAAGAGGCUGCUGACCCGGGGAUUCCUGAGCGGCCGCCCAGACGGGGCCUGGCCCACCGGAGUGAUCUGAAUACGGUGGCUGAAGAACCCCAGGGAUUAAGGCUAAGCUUAGGCCCCCUUAGCCCGGAGAAGCUGGAGGAGAUUCUCGAGGAGGCCAACCGUCUGGCGGCUCGGCUGGAGCAGUGCGCCCUGCAAGAGAGGGAUGCCAUCGGUGAUGGCACCGGGCGGAAGGUGAAGGCCAGUCCCCGAAGGGAGACUUUUGUGGUGAAGAACAGCCCUGUCCGGGCCCUGCUGCCCACCGUGAGUGCCUCAGUCCGGGGGGUCUCUUCCCCAGGAGGCCUGAGCCCCCGGCUCCGGGGCAGUGAGAAGAAGGCAUCAGUCCGGGCUGUGCGGACCGUGUCAGGGAAGAAGCCAACCAGCACCAAGAAGGAGGUGCCCACGAGUGGUGUGUCCCCCAGUACCAGAAGUCAGCCUUCUCCCCUCAGCCGGAUCACCCCUCCAGCGCGGGUAAAGGGGGGUCCUGCUGGGAGACCACCUGCUGCCGGUAAGGAGGCUGGGGACGCUAAACGCUUCUCUCUGCCAUCAGGCUCAGCAUCCCUUAGCCUACAACUUCCCCUGAGCACCCUCCAGCGCCCGGCCGUCAGGCCCAGCAGGCUGCCCACACCUACCAUUGCCCCCAGACCCACCGGCCAGAUGCCACUCACCAGCCGGAGCCCCCUGUUCGGGAAAGGCAGCCUGCCUCUGGAAUCUGCUCCGCCUCGGAAAGGGCCGUCGAGGCCCAGUGCAGCUGGGCCCCGAGAAGUUCCUGCUCCCCAGAAAUCAAACCUUCCGGUGUCUGCUGCCUCCCGAAACCAUCUGCAGGCCCCCAGGAAGAUGACAGUCCCUGGACUCACUAGGUAA